AUGAGCCAGAAAAUUCCAAGCUUGGACAGUAUACCGGCCUUCCAUUUUUACCCAGUUCAUACCUCACUGUCGGCCCACUACAGAGCCGCGGCUCGCAAUUUGGACAUAAAUAUAUGUUGUGACGAAGGACAGAAACGGUCGGAAAUAAGAAAUAGAAAUGUCGAGACAGCAUGGACUACCAAGUCGCAAUUUCAGAAGACACCCACAACUCACGUUUUGGAAUGCUAUUCUAUCACUCCUCAUGGGUGUCAGCUCGCCAUCCAAAUACCAAGAAUUCAGCUCGGAAGUGCAUUCCCAAAAUUCUGCGGCAAGAGGCUCGACUUGGAUUCUUUCAUAACAAGCACCUACGGUCUAACCGAAGUCAUUCUCACCAACUGGUGUUUCCUGGUAGCCACUCCCUCCCGCGGUGCCCUCCCUUCCCUCUGUGGUGCCAACACUCCCCGUCGUGCUGCCCUCCUGUACCUACCCCGUCUACCAACAAGUGCCGGCAACGGUACUGGCUGCAUUCAAGAACACUGUUUGUGUCUGUCCCCUUAG
Messenger RNA from Penicillium vulpinum, 537 nucleotides. RefSeq lists its product as uncharacterized. The record is from RefSeq and is a predicted model, not a curated record. Bases 1 to 537 code for a protein of 178 amino acids. The transcript has a single exon. Lineage: Eukaryota; Fungi; Ascomycota; Eurotiomycetes; Eurotiales; Aspergillaceae.